AAUAGCAAGUUUUCCACUUUUUCCAGAUCUACAACCCCCACACAUACACACUCACUCUCACACUUCACGAGAGGGAAAUAGAGAUACAGUCUCUUUCGCUCACAGUCACACACACUUUCAAACCGACUCCGGUGACUAAUGGCGUCGUCUAUCGUCGGACCAUCUCAUUUCUUCUCGUCUUCCGGCAUUGUCACCGCCCGUCCAUCAUCAUCAUCCUGCCGGACCUUAUCAUUUUCAUCUUCUUCUAGUCUCUCCGGUGACAAAAUAUCAUCAUCAUCCGUACAACGACGACGUCGUUUUGCAAGUAGAAGUUCCGUGAUUGUUUCUCCUAAAGCUGUUUCUGAUUCUCAAAAUUCGCAGACAUGCCUUGAUCCUGACGCUAGUCAAAGUGUGUUGGGGAUAAUACUUGGAGGUGGAGCUGGUACACGGCUUUAUCCUUUGACAAAGAAGAGGGCAAAACCCGCUGUUCCUUUGGGAGCAAACUACAGGCUUAUUGAUAUUCCUGUCAGCAACUGCUUGAACAGCAAUAUUUCAAAGAUUUAUGUUCUUACACAGUUCAACUCUGCGUCACUCAAUCGCCACCUUUCACGGGCUUAUGCAAGUAACAUGGGUGGUUACAAAAACGAAGGGUUUGUUGAAGUCCUUGCUGCUCAACAGAGUCCCGAGAACCCAAAUUGGUUUCAGGGUACUGCUGAUGCUGUAAGGCAAUAUUUGUGGCUAUUUGAAGAGCAUAAUGUUUUGGAGUAUCUAAUCCUUGCUGGAGACCAUCUAUAUCGUAUGGAUUAUGAGAAAUUUAUUCAAGCUCACAGAGAAACUGAUGCUGAUAUCACUGUAGCAGCUCUGCCAAUGGAUGAAAAACGUGCCACUGCAUUUGGUCUGAUGAAGAUUGAUGAAGAAGGGCGUAUAAUUGAAUUUGCAGAGAAACCAAAGGGAGAGCAGCUGAAAGCUAUGAAAGUUGAUACCACAAUAUUAGGACUUGAUGAAGAGAGAGCUAAAGAGAUGCCAUAUAUUGCUAGUAUGGGUAUAUAUGUUGUCAGCAAAGAUGUGAUGUUGAAUUUGCUGCGAGAUAAGUUCCCCGGAGCAAAUGAUUUUGGAAGUGAAGUAAUUCCUGGAGCAACUUCUAUUGGGCUAAGAGUACAAGCGUAUCUUUAUGAUGGCUACUGGGAAGAUAUUGGUACCAUUGAGGCUUUCUAUAAUGCCAAUUUGGGAAUUACAAAAAAGCCAGUGCCAGAUUUCAGCUUCUAUGACCGUUCGUCCCCCAUUUACACCCAACCCCGAUACUUGCCUCCUUCCAAGAUGCUUGAUGCUGAUGUCACUGAUAGUGUUAUUGGUGAAGGGUGUGUGAUUAAGAACUGCAAAAUUCACCAUUCUGUUGUGGGACUUAGAUCUUGCAUAGCUGAAGGUGCAGUCAUUGAAGAUUCGCUGCUAAUGGGAGCAGAUUAUUAUGAGACUGAUGCUGAUAGGGAGCUUCAUGCUGCAAAAGGUAGUGUUCCAAUUGGUAUUGGGAAAAACACUCAUAUCAAAAGAGCAAUCAUUGACAAAAAUGCACGCAUAGGAGACAAUGUGAAGAUUAUAAACAGUGAUAAUAUUCAAGAAGCAGCAAGGGAAACAGAAGGGUACUUUAUAAAAAGUGGAAUCGUGACAGUUAUCAAAGACGCACUGAUUCCUUCCGGCAGUGUAAUUUAGACGAUACAAAAAUCAUGAUAGCUAUGAGUGAGGAGUCGACUGUAAGUUACAUUAUGAUAUCUUGUUACAGAACAAUCGCGAGGUGAAAUGUAAAAAUACAAUUUUAUUUAAAAUAAAAAUAAAGUUCCUCUUGUUUA
Molecule: messenger RNA, 1823 nt
Organism: Erigeron canadensis
Lineage: Eukaryota; Viridiplantae; Streptophyta; Magnoliopsida; Asterales; Asteraceae
Product: glucose-1-phosphate adenylyltransferase small subunit, chloroplastic/amyloplastic
Exons: 8
Coding region: 139-1686 (515 amino acids)
Biological process (GO): glycogen biosynthetic process
Molecular function (GO): glucose-1-phosphate adenylyltransferase activity
Source: RefSeq, a predicted model, not a curated record